AUGUCUAAAAGGAGAAUAGAGGUAGAUCCUUACAUUAAGAGAAAAAGGACCGAAGAAGGUGACAAUUCUUCUUCUUCCUCCGGACCCCCCGCACCUAAAUAUUCAAAUCAAUCUCAAUCAGGAUUAUCUAUAAACCCUUACACAAAAUUACCUCACACUCCUCGCUAUCAUGAAUUGUAUAGGAAAAGAAUUACCUUGCCCGUUUUCGAGUAUCGAGAAGAGUUUAUGAAAUUGUUAGCAAAUAACCAGUGUAUAGUAUUAGUGGGUGAAACGGGUUCGGGAAAAACUACUCAAAUACCACAAUGGUGUGUAGAAUACUCAAGAUGUUGUGGUUCCAAGGGGGUUGCUUGUACACAACCAAGAAGAGUAGCUGCUAUGUCGGUUGCUCAAAGAGUAUCUGAAGAAAUGGAUGUUUGCCUGGGGCAUGAAGUGGGUUAUAGUAUAAGAUUUGAAGAUUGUUCUUCAUCGAAAACUAUGCUUAAGUAUAUGACAGAUGGUAUGUUGCUCAGAGAGGGAAUGUCAGAUCCUAUGUUAGAAGCCUAUCAAGUGAUUUUACUUGAUGAAGCUCAUGAAAGAACCUUAGCAACUGAUAUUUUGAUGGGUGUUUUAAAAGAAGUUAUCAAACAAAGAGCAGAUUUAAAGCUUGUUAUUAUGUCUGCCACACUAGAUGCUGGAAAAUUUCAGCAAUAUUUUGAUAAUGCUCCGUUAAUGAAUGUACCUGGGCGAACUCAUCCUGUUGAAAUAUUUUAUACUCCAGAACCGGAAAAAGAUUAUUUGGAAGCUGCUAUACGUACUGUGAUACAAAUACACAUGUGUGAAGAAAUACCUGGAGAUAUUUUAUUGUUUUUAACAGGACAAGAAGAAAUUGAAGAUGCUUGUAAAAAAAUUAAAAGAGAAAUUGAAGGCAUUGGACCUGAAAUAGGUGACAUGAAAUGCAUUCCAUUAUAUUCAACAUUGCCUCCCAAUUUGCAACAAAGAAUAUUUGAACCAGCUCCUCCUAAUAAACCUAACGGCGCCAUUGGUAGAAAAGUUGUCGUUUCGACAAAUAUUGCAGAAACUUCAUUAACUAUUGAUGGAGUUGUGUUUGUUAUUGAUCCAGGAUUUGCUAAACAAAAAGUUUACAAUCCUCGUAUUAGAGUCGAAUCUCUGUUAGUGUCUCCUAUAAGUAAAGCUUCUGCUCAACAAAGAGCCGGUAGAGCGGGUAGAACGCGCCCUGGAAAAUGUUUUAGGCUUUACACGGAAAAUGCGUAUAAACAAGAAAUGCAAGAUAAUACUUAUCCAGAAAUUUUAAGAUCAAAUUUAGGGUCGGUUGUUUUGCAACUAAAAAAACUUGGAAUUGACGACUUGGUUCAUUUUGACUUCAUGGAUCCUCCAGCUCCGGAAACGCUUAUGAGAGCAUUAGAACUUCUCAACUAUUUAGAGGCUCUUGACGAUGAUGGAAACUUAACUCAGUUGGGCGCCAUCAUGGCCGAAUUUCCUUUAGAUCCUCAAUUAGCAAAAAUGUUGAUAGCUAGCUGCGAUCAUAAUUGUUCCAAUGAAAUUCUUUCCAUCACGGCUAUGCUCUCAGUCCCACAGUGUUUCGUGAGACCAAAUGAAGCAAGAAAAGCGGCUGACGAUGCAAAAAUGAGAUUCGCUCACAUAGAUGGUGAUCAUUUAACACUUUUAAACGUUUAUCACGCCUUCAAGCAAAACAUGGAAGAUCCACAAUGGUGUUAUGAUAAUUUUGUCAACUAUAGAUCUCUCAAAUCGGGGGAUAACGUUAGACAACAAUUGUCGAGAAUCAUGGAUAGAUUUGAGUUAAAAAGAACGUCAACAGAAUUCACGUCGAAAGAUUAUUACAUCAAUAUAAGGAAAGCGUUAGUUGCUGGAUUUUUCAUGCAGGUGGCACAUUUAGAAAAAACCGGACAUUAUUUAACAAUUAAGGAUAAUCAAGUUGUUCAAUUACAUCCAUCAACUUGUCUCGAUCAUAGACCGGAAUGGGUUAUUUACAACGAAUUCGUAUUGACGACAAAAAAUUACAUUAGGACAGUCACAGACAUAAAACCGGAUUGGUUACUUAAAAUCGCUUCACAAUAUUACGAUUUAGAAAAUUUUCCACAAUGUGAAGCCAAAAGACAAUUGGAGCUUUUACAAUCAAAACUUGAAUCAAGGCAGUAUCAGGAAGGUUUUUGA
Molecule: messenger RNA, 2172 nt
Organism: Pediculus humanus corporis (human body louse)
Lineage: Eukaryota; Metazoa; Arthropoda; Insecta; Psocodea; Pediculidae
Product: ATP-dependent RNA helicase, putative
Exons: 12
Coding region: 1-2172 (723 amino acids)
Cellular component (GO): intracellular anatomical structure; spliceosomal complex
Molecular function (GO): RNA binding; ATP binding; RNA helicase activity
Source: RefSeq, a predicted model, not a curated record